AGUCAGUCAGACAACUUGUGAAAAUUUGUGAUAUUACAUAAGUUUUCAAAGAAAAAAAACGAUUUAAAAAUGGGAUUGCAUUUCGGAGAACUUGCAAAAAUCCGUGGAUUGAUAACUUAUAAACUUUCUCCACACGAACAACGCGCUUUCGCUGGCGCCAUUUCCAAUGGUAUACCAAAUAUAUUCCGAAGGUUCCGCGAAAGCGUAUUCAAAUGGGCACCCCCAUUCGUUGUUGGAUAUUUGAUUUAUGAAGGAGUUGAACGAGAACACCACAGACUUAGUCGCAAGAAUCCAGCUGACUUUGAAAAUGAUCAAUAAGUAGUUAUGUAAAUUGAAAAUCCUUAAAUUUGUAGUAAAAUAUAAUUUCUUAAUGU
This is a messenger RNA of Diatraea saccharalis (sugarcane borer), 374 nucleotides long. The record is from the annotation of a GenBank genome assembly. NCBI's taxonomy places the organism in Eukaryota, Metazoa, Arthropoda, Insecta, Lepidoptera, Crambidae.